AUGGACCUUCACUUGAGAACAAGACGGUUUUCGGGCGACUUCGUCCCUGUUUUUACAAGGAGUGAGACCAAUCCAAACCAAAUAGAGUUCUCCAAGUUCGACGCAUCGUUCGACUUCAAAUCCGUCUCACAAGAGCCUGAAAGCCUGUUCGAAACCGUGGGAAAACCUAUCCUGGACGACCGGCUGUUCAAAGGACAAGACUGCUUGCUUUUUACCUUAGGGCCAUCUAAUUCCGGUAAGACACAUACCGUAUUCGAUCCGGAAACUGGCCUUGCGGUGAACUCUCUUCGGUAUGUGUUUGAAAGACUGUCUCAAUAUGGAGACAUCAGCACCAAUCACAAAAAGCUGGCUGGUCUGAUGAGCAAUUUGUGGAACGGCAACACUUCUCAGCAGGGAUUUGUUGACUCAGAGUAUGCGGUCACGUUAUCAAUGUUUGAGAUCUACAAUGACAACAUCAAAGAUCUGCUGAUGAACACAACCACCAAAAAAUCAAACUCUUUCCUCGACAUCAUUACGGACCCAGUGGACCAAAAACUUAAGCCUUACAAUCUGUCUCAGUUCAUGGUGAGCGACUUCGAAAAUGCAAUCAGAACUUUGAACCGUGGUCUUUCGAACAGAAAAACGUGUACCACCCAUGUCAACAGAGACUCUUCGAGAUCUCAUUGUUUUCUGUUUAUCAACGUUGUUCGCAUCUCGGGUAGAAGUGUCAACUGUUCCAGACUGACUCUCGCAGACCUCGCUGGCCUGGAAAGAUCCAAGCUAUCUAUGACGAGCGGUUUGAAUUUGAGGGAGGGAAGCUUCACUAAUGCUUCACUAACGCAACUUGGAAGAUGCUUGGAGCUGGUUGCCACUAAGCAGUUCAACAAGUCUUUAUUGCGCACAAAUAAGCUGACACGUCUGAUUUUCCAUGACUACGUCAAAAGCAAAAGCUUGAUCUCCAUUAUUGUUAACUUGGAUCCCGCUGGAGACGAGGGCCUGAUUCUUCAAACUUUGAGAUACGUCAAUCCAAUUCAAUAUCAGAAAGUUCCAAGACAUACUUCCUCUUCAUGCUCUCAGAUCAAAACGGUAGUUGAUAGCAAGACUCAACAUGAGCUGCUUUGCCAAUUAGAUACCCUGAAACUAUACCAGCAGAAGCUAGAAACCAAGGUGGCCAGGCUUGAAGAGGAAGUGGUGCAAACGGAGGUUCGUAUUCGCCAGGAGCUCUAUGAGGAAAAUGAGGCCAAACUGAAUCAAAUAGCCGUGGAGCACAAAAAUGAGAUCUUUCAACUAAAUCAAGAGCACGAACUUGAAACAGAUUCCAAGCUCAAAGAACUGUCCCAAUGUUAUCAGGAUAAACUAAAUCGCGAGGUGAGCUUGAAGAAUGAGGAGCUUGAAAAGUCCAAAGCGUUUGUUGAGGAGCUCAAGAAUAAGUGCGAGCAGCUGAAGCAGCUCAAUGAACUUUUAGAAACCCAAAUCAAUGAAUUGAAGGAGCAACAUGAGCAGACACUGAAGGACGCUCAGCAAGAGCUCCAGGUGUCUCUGCAAAAAAGUGAUGAUUUGGGCAAGAUGGUCGAAGAGGCAGAAGAGCAAAAUCGUAAGAUAGAAAGCGAGCUCACUUUGAAGGUGUCUGAAAUAAACGAGUUGAGGGAGAAUAUUACCAAGCUGCAACAAGGGCUAUCAAGCAACUCCGUGGAGUUCGACCUCAAGGCCAAGAAACUGGAGGAGGAGUAUCAAGCGAAACUAAAAGCCGAGCUUGAAGCGCGUGAAAGAGAUAUCCAAUCUUUGAAGGACCUGAUGCAAGAGAAUAGCAAUGAUCUCACAACUGAGCAUGAGAAAAUCAUCAAGACCCUGAAAAGCCAACACGACCAAGCCGUCGAAUCUUUCAAGGAGCAACACAGGGUUGAGCUUGAGUCUUUGAAGGAUGAGCACGAGAAACAGAUGGCGCCUCUUCGUGAACGCAUCGAGUCUCUGGUCAAGGAGUUAGAGACAAACAACGUCAUGAUGGCUGAGUUCCAAAAGACCCAUGACAAGCAGAUAUCGGAAAUGAAUCACAGUACGGAGGAGAUGGCAAAGGAGAUAGAGUCCAAGGAAAGAGAGAUUGAGGAUCUGAAGAACAAGCUCGUGCAGGUGGAGACAAAAAGCAAAAACGAUAUCCGAAACCUGAGAUCGCAGCUGGAGUCCAUGAAGACCAAAAUGAGUGUUCUAGAUUCUGUGGACCGUGCCAAGACACCGUCCCGGUCUCCAGCGAAGUCUCCAACCAAGUCUCCGUACCUAUUCCCGACCGAUCUUUACACAACGAACAUGAAUAUGCCUAUUUCCAUUUUCGAGGACCACUCUCCUCAAAGAGAGUCUGCUGUGCGCAAGUCGCCUGGACGCAAAAAGAAGAGCAAGAAGACAGAUAAGGGCGAACAGGUUCAGAGUCAGGGACAAAGCCAGAAGGAUGUAUUGAAGCCAACGAACAAGCUUGUCGAGACAGAGCCUUUGCGCAAGCACUCGUUAUCUCCAACCAAGUCGAACCGCAAGAAGCUCCGUCGCGUCGAUCUCGAGGAGGACCUGGCUAUCAGUGAGUAG
Ogataea angusta is the source of this 2550-nucleotide messenger RNA. RefSeq lists its product as uncharacterized. Gene Ontology annotation, biological process: microtubule-based movement. Bases 1 to 2550 code for a protein of 849 amino acids. The record is from RefSeq and is a predicted model, not a curated record. Gene Ontology annotation, molecular function: plus-end-directed microtubule motor activity; ATP binding; microtubule binding. The transcript has a single exon. Lineage: Eukaryota; Fungi; Ascomycota; Pichiomycetes; Pichiales; Pichiaceae.